Molecule: messenger RNA, 1808 nt
Organism: Arabidopsis arenosa
Lineage: Eukaryota; Viridiplantae; Streptophyta; Magnoliopsida; Brassicales; Brassicaceae
Source: the annotation of a GenBank genome assembly
CUUCUUCUCUCUCGUGCGUGGGUUUAGGUGUUACGAUUGAAUUAGCUGCGACCAUUGUUUGAGAGGUGUUACGGAUUGAAAUCGCUGCAACCACUGUUUGAGAGAAUCAAAGAAAAAACGAAGGAAGCCGAUUGUUCGGAAAAACUUGGAAAAUAUGGCGAAUAGUAAGUACGAGUACGUGAAGUCAUUCGAAGUGGAAGACGAAGUUAUGUUUCCCAAUUUGAUAAUUAUCCAUAUCGAUAGCCUUGAUUUUUCGAGAUUUUCCCAAGUUCACAAGUUUGAGAAGCCUAAUGAUGAGACGGCUCUAAAUUUGAUGAAUUCAUGUGCAUCUUCGGUUUUGGAAGAGUAUCCUGAUAUAGUCUUUGCAUAUGGAUAUAGUGACGAGUACAGCUUUGUAUUCAAGAAAACAUCAAGAUUCUACCAGAGACGAGCCAGUAAGAUUCUGUCUUUGGUAGCCUCAUUUUUUGUUGCGGUCUAUGUAACGAAAUGGAAAGAGUUCUUUCCUCAUAGAAAAUUAGUAUAUGCUCCUUCAUUCGCUUCAAAGGCUGUAAGUUGCGCAUCAAUAGAGGUUCUUCAAGCUUACCUUGCUUGGAGACAACAUGACUGCCACAUCGGUAAUCAGUAUGACACAUGUUUUUGGAUGUUAGUAAAAAGUGGAAAGACCUUAAGUGAAACACAGGAGAUUUUGAAGGAUACACAGAAACAACAGAGAAAUGAGCUUCUUUUCCAGCAAUUUGGUAUUAAUUAUAAAAUGCUUCCUGCAUUGUUUCGUCAAGGAUCAUGCCUUUUUAAGACAAAGGUAGAAGAAACUGUAAAGCAUGAUGAGAAUGGAAAUCCUGUAAAACGAUUGAGGAGAAGGGAAACUUUAGUGCAUUCAGAAAAUAUUGCUGGAAGAAGCUUUUGGAAUGAGCACUCCUCUCUUCAUAAAGAUCUUGGACAUUUUGCAAAAGAAAUUGGCAAAAUUGAACCAGAUUAUGUUAAGUCGUUUCAGUUUGAGAGUAGAUUAUUACCUUUAACUUGGGUUGUGGUUAGGAUUGAUGGCUGCCAUUUUCACAGAUUUUCUGAAGUUCACGAAUUUGAGAAGCCAAAUGAUGAGCAAGCUCUGAAACUUAUGAAUUCAUGUGCAGUGGCUGUUCUUGAAGAGUUUCAGGAUAUUGUCUUUGCCUACGGCGUUAGUGACGAGUACAGCUUUGUUCUUAAGAAUAAAUCUGAGCUUUACAAAAGACAGUCCAGUAAGAUAAUAUCUGCAAUUGUAUCCUUCUUCACAUCGACGUACGUGAUGAGAUGGGGAGAUUUCUUCCCUCAUAAAAAAUUGAAAUACCCUCCAUCAUUCGAUGGACGAGCUGUUUGCUAUCCAACAUCAGAUAUUCUCCUGGAUUAUCUAGCUUGGAGACAAGUCGACUGCCACAUCAAUAAUCAGUAUAAUACAUGUUUCUGGAUGCUUGUUAAGUCUGGAAAAAGCAAAACUCAAGCCCAAGAUUACUUAAAGGGUACCCAAACACGAGAAAAAAACGAGUUACUUAGCAAGCAAUUUGGAAUUGAGUACAACUCAUUACCUGUAAUCUUCCGCAUGGGUUCUUCCGUUUUCCGCCUAAAGAUGCAGGAAGGUGUUACAGAGGAGAAUGGAGAAGUUUCAGGAAAGCAAGUGGAAGCAGAAGUGGUCGUAGACUUUUCUAACAUUAUCGACCCAUGUUUCUGGCAACAACAUCCUCACAUUCUUUAGUUUUUGUGCUUAUGGAUCUAUUUAUCAUCUUAUUAAGCCUAUGAAAAGAGUAGAAUCUUCAUCUCAAUAAACUACCAUUAUCUUA